AUGCGGCACUUCAUACUGGUUGAUAAACUAGACGUUCCUAUGAUGGUAGAUGCGUUCAUCCACAGAGUAUUUUCACUCCAUGGCGCCCCUGAAUUCAUCACCUCAGACAGAGGGUCUCAGUUUGUUUCACAGUUCUGGCAACGAUUAGCAGAACGCCUGGGAUCCAGGCUCAAGCCCUCGUCUGCGUAUCACCCUUCGACGAAUGGGCAGACGGAGAUCAUGAACGCCGUGUUGGAGCAGUACCUUCGCAUCUAUAUAUCGCUAAAUCAGGACGAUUGGGUUGAUCAUCUGCCCCUUGCAGAGUUUGCCUCCAACAACGCCGUCUCCAGUACCACGAAGUUCUCACCGUUUUUUGUUAACUAUGGUUGGAAUCCACGCCUAGGGAUCGAGCCACCUUUACCAAGACCGCCAAACCUGUCAAAAGAUGAGACACGAGAAUGGGACAAGGCUGACAAGCACGCUGAGCUGAUGAAAGACCUUCUUGACCAGCUCCGGCACAAUAUGGCACAAGCACAGGAAGACCACGAGCUAUACACGAACACCAGGAGAGGCGGUGCCCCCGCGUACAAAAUCGGAGACUUGGUCUGGCUAAGCUCUGAGAACAUCGUCACUCAGCGGCCCUCCAGGAAGCUUAGCGACAAAUGGCUUGGCCUUUUUGCCGUAUCACGAACAUACAAAAGAGCAUGCGCUCUCGAGCUUGACGGACGGUUCAAUGGCAUCUUCCCUGUUUUUCACCACUCGUUGUUGCGACCAGUUAAGGAACCAAGGACAAGGGAGCAGGCCAAGAUCAACAAGGACUCUCAAGACGACCAGGAGGGCCUUAUCAUCGUUCCGGAUGAACGAGGCCGCAUGCAGAGGAAGUGGAUAUUCGAUAAAGUUACCAACAGCCGUAUGCACCAGAAGGAGGGGCUGCAGUAUUACGUCGAGUGGCAGGAUGGCACAGCAUCGUGGCAGCCUGCUCGCAACCUCCAGGGUUGUCACUGGAUACUGUACGAGUUUCACCGAAAUAACGAAGGUAAACCAGGACCUCCAGGGUGGUAUCGCAAGAAGGAAGCCCUAGAGCAGAGGGAUUGGCACGAAAGAAGGACAGAGAGUGAAUCAGAGUCAAGUGACAGCGAUUCAGAGGAAUCAGGUGAAAACUCCGGAGAGAGCGACGAUAACACUGAUUUUGAUCUCUGA
Messenger RNA from Anthostomella pinea, 1179 nucleotides. NCBI's taxonomy places the organism in Eukaryota, Fungi, Ascomycota, Sordariomycetes, Xylariales, Xylariaceae. The record is from the annotation of a GenBank genome assembly.